GAACUCGAAAGCUAAGAACAGAAUAAUCACACGCACGCACGCACAAAAACACCACUUUAAGAUUGUUUUGUUUUCCCCUAACUUUACGAAACACAACACAACAUAAACACACACUAUAUAUAUAAUCUAAUCUAUCAAAGGUUCCAAACCUCUUACGAAAUUGUUUUUAUUUAAUGGUUGUUGCGUUUUUAAUCCAAUGGGAGCUCAAAAGAGCAUCCAUGCUGGCAAAGCAAAGAUUGAUGUUAAUGUUGAUUUUACUCACAAGCUUUGUACUUAUUUGAUGCUCAAUACCUUCAGGAGUGAUGACAAUCCUCUUUCACUAGUAAUUGGGAGUCUUUGUAUCAAACAUCCAAAUUUAUUUGGUGGAAGUGAGAAGCUUGAUGUUUCAUGGGACAAGGGUUUGUAUGAUUCGAAUAUUUUAAUCGCUUAUAGAAGGCCACGGGAAGAAUGUUUUGCUCAUCAGUCUUUCGUGGUGCAGCAUUCUCUUUCACCAGAGAUCGGAAUCCAUGGUAUCCCCGUAAACAAUUUCUCCCGCUCGGGAAGUGGAGGCGUAAAUUUAUCUAGAUUAUCAGUUGGGAUGGAUCUGAAGGAACCUGCGAGUUCAAAGUGGAGCAGCACAACCAGCAUAAAAUUUGAGCAUGUUCGUCCAUUAAACGAUGAUGGUCGCAAUAUAAGCAUGGAUCGUGACGGGUUUGCUUUGACUUGCAGUGGCAGUCCACAUGACAGUAUGGUAGUCUUAAAGCAAGAGUCUCGACACACAAAGGCAAACGAUCAUAGCUUUUUUCAUUUUAAUCUUCAAAUAGAACAAGGUAUUCCUGUUCUUUCUAAGUGGAUAAUUUUCAACCGAUUUAAAUUUGUUGCUACGAAAGGAAUCAAACUUGGACCAACACUUCUCUUGACAAGACUUACAGGUGGUUCAAUCGUUGGGGACAUGGCUCCUUACCAAGCAUUUUCCAUUGGGGGGCUUGGGAGUGUCCGAGGCUAUGGUGAAGGAGCAGUUGGUUCUGGGAGAUCAUGCCUGGUGGCUAAUAGCGAACUGACUCUCCCUUUGACUAAGAUGUUGGAAGGUGCAAUUUUUAUGGAUUGCGGAACAGAUUUGCGGACUGGUUAUCUUGUACCUGGUAAUCCAGCUUUAAGGCAUGGUAAACCAGGAUCAGGUGUUGGAUUGGGAUAUGGACUUAGAUUUAAAUCACAAUUUGGUCAUUUUCAAGUUGAUUAUGCUAUUAAUGCAUUUAAGCAAAGGACACUCUAUUUUGGCCUCAGCAACCUUGCUUCAUGAAAUCCUUAAACACAGAAGGUUGCAGAACUCUUGCUUUUCUUUGUAGUUUAUCAUCCCACGAUAAAGAUUUAUAGAUUAUGGAAUGAUAAAGCUACAGAUGCUGCAAAGUUUAUCAUCAAUCCAUAUAGCAAUAUGAAGUGCAUUCUAUUUAAUUUCUAACUCCGUGCUAUAUUUUGCGUGUGGAGUGAGAAAGUUAUUGUAUUCUUUUUAUUACAAUUCAUAGCAGUUGCAAAAUUUCUUGGCAUUUUUUAAAGGCUUUUUGUUUAGGGUAAAUGAGUGCAAGUAGAUUGGUUUAUUGUAAAUUUCUUUAUAAUCAAGCUAGAAGGAAAAUAAACUAUGAUCAAGUGAAAAUGACAAGUAAAAAAAUUAGCAGACACAAA
Messenger RNA from Medicago truncatula (barrel medic), 1659 nucleotides. Its product is annotated as outer envelope protein 39, chloroplastic. The transcript has 11 exons. Bases 197 to 1279 code for a protein of 360 amino acids. Gene Ontology annotation, cellular component: outer membrane. Gene Ontology annotation, biological process: embryo development ending in seed dormancy; chloroplast organization. The record is from RefSeq and is a predicted model, not a curated record. Lineage: Eukaryota; Viridiplantae; Streptophyta; Magnoliopsida; Fabales; Fabaceae.